Conger conger (European conger) is the source of this 1502-nucleotide messenger RNA. RefSeq names its product signal peptidase complex catalytic subunit SEC11A-like. NCBI's taxonomy places the organism in Eukaryota, Metazoa, Chordata, Actinopteri, Anguilliformes, Congridae. Bases 145 to 684 code for a protein of 179 amino acids. Gene Ontology annotation, cellular component: signal peptidase complex; membrane. The transcript is spliced from 6 exons. Gene Ontology annotation, molecular function: serine-type endopeptidase activity. The record is from RefSeq and is a predicted model, not a curated record.
AAGUUUUCGAAAGGCAGGACUUCCGGUGGUAAAACACCGGAAAAGCUGCAUUCAGUUUGAUUUCUUUAGGCUUUUCAUUUAGCUAACAUUUUCAUGUUUUUUAUUUUUAGCGUGCAGAAUUGAAUAGAUCAAUACACUGCAAAAAUGAUGUCUUUAGACUUCCUUGAUGACGUCCGCCGGAUGAAUAAGCGCCAGCUGUACUACCAGGUAUUGAACUUUGGCAUGAUCGUGUCCUCGGCCUUGAUGAUAUGGAAAGGUUUAAUGGUUGUGACCGGAAGUGAGAGUCCCAUUGUUGUCGUUCUGAGUGGGAGCAUGGAGCCAGCUUUCCACCGAGGAGACCUUCUUUUCCUGACCAAUAGAGUGGAAGAUCCCAUCAGGGUUGGAGAGAUUGUGGUCUUCAGGAUAGAGGGAAGAGAAAUCCCCAUUGUGCACAGAGUUCUUAAAGUUCAUGAGAAAGAAAAUGGAGACAUUAAGUUCUUAACCAAGGGUGACAAUAAUGCAGUGGAUGACCGAGGCUUGUACAAGCAGGGACAGCAUUGGCUGGAGAAGAAGGAUGUCGUGGGCAGGGCUAGAGGGUUUGUGCCAUACAUUGGGAUUGUGACAAUUCUUAUGAAUGACUACCCAAAAUUUAAGUAUGCUGUUCUAUUCAUGUUGGGUCUCUUCGUGUUGGUCCAUCGGGAAUGAUGGCUCUCCUGUCACCACAUUUAUUGCCGGUGCUUUGCCGUUUCAUCAACAACUCCAUUAACCGCCAGUCCCACUCUGCCUGAGGAUGGGGAAGGAAUCAUUCAUCAAGCACCAUUUUCUAUCUGCUUAUCACCGGGCAGUGAUGUGUGUCAUGAAAGCCUAGCUGACAAAUGCAUUUCACACGAGAGGAUAGGACAUCUGUUACAGUAAAUAAACAAUGGAUUCUUUAAUUCUCCAUGAAUCAACUGCUUAUGUAGAUAUUGUCAAUCUUUUUUUUUUUUUGGCUUUACUGUUAUUAUAAUUUUUUUUCUUUCAUUUUUUAUAAAUGUGGAUAGGCAGCCGGGCAGUCAGGUAAUUUUUCAUGCCUUAAAAUGUGAUGUUUCUGUGUGCAAAAAAUGAACUAUUUAAGCCGUGUGCUUCUACAGAAGUCAAAGCUGUUGGAAGAAUAUUCCAGACAGCUCCUGUGUUUACAGUCUGCUGCCUAUAUCCACUUGGGAAGGAUUUGUUUUUUUGUGCUGUGAAUUGUGGUAAAUUCUCCCAUGUUCUGUGUUGCUUUGGAAACUCAAUUUUAUUAAAGGGGGUAUUUCUUUUUACACAAAAGAGAUGGCUUGUGCAAAAGCAUAUGAAAUUAAUUUAGCAGCCUUAUUGCUUUCAAAAGAACCAGAUUUUAAUGGAGUAAGACUCCUGAUCAGUCAGGUAAGAUAUUACUCCUGAACCUAGAAAAGAUCACAGUUUUGUCAUCUUAACUUAUGUAAAAAUAUAAUUUUGAUGUUUCACUUAUUCAAGAAUGGCUUUAAUAAACAUAGUUAAGAAUUCUU